AUGAGGAUCACGGGCCUGUCAUGUGGUCCCUGGCUCCUCAAGCAAAUUGAGACAGCACCGGACGUUUGUCAUGCGAUAGGAAAUGCAGCCGCCACUUAUGGUACCAAAAUCAAGCUGAUCAGGCUCGAUAUAAACCUACGACGAGAUGGCGAAGACUCAGAGACUCCUUCUCGCUGGGAUUUGCAGGCAACCGCAUCGGAAAACCCAGAUCUAUCUAGCAAAGAUGCUGGCGAACGCGUCUACCGCGGCCCUCUUGAGUGGCUUCAAGCAGCAGAGUCUGGGGAAAUUGGCCUAGCUGUGACUACAAUAGGAGCUCUGAUGGUGAUGAGCCUCCCUCGCGCCGUAUAUGAGGGCAGAGAGACAUCAUCUGGAAGAGUUCGAACAAGAGAAUAUCCCCUGCUUGAAAACACCGACACCACCUUCGAGGAACCGGAAGCAAGGCAUUGGGAAUCUAUCAGUGCCAUGACAGUCGCAAGUGAUGACGAGUCCAACCUAUCCUCACUUCAUUUGGGCACCUCCGGGGGACAUGCUGCAACCAAGGAAUUAAUUGAAUUCACUGAUGCUCAGGAUGACGGCCUUCUCUCGCCGCCACCUUGGAAAAGCCAGUUUGAUGCUAUGCGGGAGAGCUUCGAUAUUGACCAUGAUCUCGGAGGACUAGCGAUCGGGAGGAUCUGGGGACUGGCAGCAUACGGUGGACUCAUUGCUGUCGCAUUUACUCUCCACCCCGGAGACAUGAUUGAGUACCGCACUGGCUCGCAGGAGCGUACCAUCAUUGUUUUCUCCAAAGCAAACCUACAUCAGCAACAACACACACCGUCAAUCCUUCGCGAGUUGCCGGUAUUCACGUCAGACUUCUUGCGCCUGAGACGCGAGGUGGUGCUGCGCUUCACAUUGAGUUCUCUGGACUAUGAUAACAGGAACCCUUGGUACCAGAAACUUGUGUAUACGGCUGCCUGUUGUGCUCUUGUGGAAUCCCAGGAUGAGUCUUUACUCCUACAAGCUAAAGAGGUCUUCGAGUGGCUUGCGACUGCUACCGGAGUUGAUUUGCUUGAGGAGCUAACAAAAUGUUCCUCGCCUGAGAAUAAACUCGAAGCAAAGUCCGUAGAGCAGCUCAACGGCGCUGGCGGGCACAUCUUUGAAAAGUGCGAUAUAUGCGAAGCUGGAAUAGCUUGGUAUUCAGCACGGGAAGCACAGUGUGCAGGCGGCCAUCUAUUCGGUAAGCCCAUGAAUACUUCCUGCCAAACGUGA
Messenger RNA from Aspergillus fischeri NRRL 181, 1248 nucleotides. RefSeq lists its product as uncharacterized. The record is from RefSeq and is a predicted model, not a curated record. The coding region runs from base 1 to 1248 and encodes 415 amino acids. The transcript has 3 exons. NCBI's taxonomy places the organism in Eukaryota, Fungi, Ascomycota, Eurotiomycetes, Eurotiales, Aspergillaceae.